CCUAACCAUCUCAGGAAAACGGUGGAGGCGGGAUCUUUCCGCCGGGGGUGCCAACAGCCGGAGACAAUUGUCUCGUUCGCUCUCGCUGUUGGGCUCCUGUGAUCGGAUAUAUCGUGGCCCGAUCGGCCAGAGAGGGAUAACAGGCCGCAAUCGGCAAGGUGGAAGCAAGUAGGAAGUAGAAAAAAUAUUGGUAGUGUCACCGCCUGUGACUCCCGGGGAGGUAAAGAUGCAGAGCUAGUCCAAAGGAGGGUGUGUGAAGCGCUCCCAAGGGUCGCGAUGGAUGGGAUGGUGUGGAACAACGAUGGGGCAUGCGGUCAGGGAUUGCGCUUUCUUCUGUGGACAUGGUCAGUUGGUUGUGGGUUGCUGGAUGCGUCGUCAAGGCUCGAAUAAGAUGCUGAGCAGAAACCGUCUCAAUAGUCCGAGCCUAGUGCUGAGCAUGCUGAGGGGCGCUGAAUGGGCUCUGGAAAACGUCCGGGGUCUUUGUUUCUCAUGGCUUCUCUUGACAAUCGACGCAUGGCGAAUACACCCCUCCCCCACGAGAAACUCCCAUGCCCGUACCAGGAACCAUCCGAUCGUCCCGUCGCCGUCUGACGAUCUUUCGGUCGCCCCCAUUCACAAGCCCCUCUCUCCGUCUUCAGCGGCCGCCAUGGUGACCCAUGCGCGGGUGUCUCAACAACACCCCGUAAGCCCUAACGGCUUCCCGCGUAGAAUCACCCCCCUCCCCCCUUGUCCCCCAGUCAUUUCCUCUGUUGCGCUCUCACUCGAGGUUCCGCUUCUGACAUGGCGUGGGGCCCGAAGGCACCGGUGCGUCAAUAGGGAAGUCUCCGGUGAAGGUAGGCCCCGUUGUUGGCGGAGAAGUUUGGCAACACCUCCCGCCUUGAGAUGCCUUUGGCCAAGGCCAACUUCGGGGUUUUGGUGGGGUUCCGGGGAGUAGUAACAGGGGAAUCGGGGACUCGGGGGCCUGGUCGCCGGAGUCCUAGUCGACGGCGACUCGGCGGCUCGGCGGCUC
Molecule: messenger RNA, 1009 nt
Organism: Ilyonectria robusta
Lineage: Eukaryota; Fungi; Ascomycota; Sordariomycetes; Hypocreales; Nectriaceae
Exons: 1
Coding region: 281-934 (217 amino acids)
Source: RefSeq, a predicted model, not a curated record